Alternaria alternata is the source of this 2421-nucleotide messenger RNA. RefSeq lists its product as hypothetical. The record is from RefSeq and is a predicted model, not a curated record. The transcript has a single exon. NCBI's taxonomy places the organism in Eukaryota, Fungi, Ascomycota, Dothideomycetes, Pleosporales, Pleosporaceae. The coding region runs from base 1 to 2421 and encodes 806 amino acids. Gene Ontology annotation, cellular component: cytoplasm.
AUGGUCAUCAAAGCCGAUCCCUCGCGAAACUACUAUGCCGACCUAAAGGUCCCCACCAACGCCAGCGAAAACGAGAUCCGCAAGGCCUUCCGGACGUUGGCGCUGCAGUACCACCCAGACCGAAACCCUGGGCGCGAAGCCGAGUUCGUCAUUCGCUUCCAAGAAAUCCAGGCCGCCCACGAGAUACUGUGCGAUGCACCUUCGCGAGCAAAGUACGAUUCCGACAGAAGGAAACAUCGCAAUACCUCUGCUCCUGGCAACACACCGAAUCAAACGAGAACGAGACCACCGCCGCCCCCACGGAACGCAUACUCUACUACCGCCCCUCAGGGAACCUACUAUCGUGCUCCUCCUCCGAAACCUCAGCCUCAGCCUCAAGCACAACGCCCGCAACCACAACACCACAGCACAUACAACAACGGUGCGGACAGAUUCACCAACAGGAACUUCCGCCCGCCACCAACGGCGCAACGACCGGACGCAAAGGCAAGAGAUGCCGAGGCUCGGGCCAAUGUCUUUACAGCAUGGCAGAAGAUGAAGCAGCCGCGGGGUGAGGACCCUCGGCAACACAACCCAAGUGCUCAGAGUAGUUCGCAGAGCAACCCGCAGAACAAUCCCAACGGCACCCCCUUCGGGCGCAGUCAGAGUACAAGAGUCCCUUCCUCCAAAACAGGAUUUGACCCCUCAACACCAGGCGUCGAUGAAGGCCAGGCACGGUCAGCGUAUAGGAACUAUGCCCGUCCGGCUCCAACACCACCCACGUCUACAACUCCUUCAAAAGACAGCCAAGCCGACGAUGCCCCAUUCUCCGAAGCAAACCGCGUUCGCACACCAUACUACUCUCAUGUAGCCGGCGAGCGCACUUCCAUGUUUGAAGGAAUCGGAAGGUCCUCUAGUGUGCGGAACUCACCAACUCAUUCGAAUAGAGCAAGCCAUUCUACAGACGCUGGUGCAUACUCAGACUCGGGUCGCAGAACACAGGGCAAGAAAGCCAACGCAAAGCCAAAUCCUUUUGCCCACGGAUAUCCGGACUCUAGCGAUGAAGAUUCGGAUUCAGAUUCAGAUAUGAUCAACAGCAGGAGCAAACACCGUGACCCGCCUCCUCCUCCACCGCCGCAGAAUACAAGACCGCCUCCUCCAACCUGGGCAGAGAGCAAUUUCGCGACCCCUGAUCCAAAACGGCAGAGCAACGGCGCGGCGGGGAACAUACCCAACAGCUUCAAAAGCAGGAGUGAAGAAAGCAUCAAUAUGAAGUUCUCGCCUUCGGACUGGCAUGGCAAGUUCGAAGGCAGUGAUAGUUACUUUGCUCCUAACAUGCAAAAAGGUGCCAACGGGAAAGGCCGAGCCUCUCCAACCCGCGGUAGAUCACAACGAAAUGCAACGGAUCGAAACCCGUUCAGCACACGGCCAAUGCCGCCUCCAGUUUCGCCAUUCGGGCAGCCGAUACCUCCACCUCCUCCGGGGCCACCGCCUGGCAUCAACUUCGCUCCGCCAAAGAUGGCGCCACACACUGCCAAGUUCAGUCCUCAAGACUGGCAAGAGACGUUCAAAGACCCGAACUGGGUAUAUACCGACGCGAAGGAGACAUCGCCCCGUCGGCCGUCAGAGGCUACAAAAAGGCCGAAAGCUGCACGAAAGGCAUCUGUGCAACAGAAUGGAGCUUCGAAGGCGCAGGAAUCGACCGAUGCGUCACGAUCCAAGCACCAAGCCUUUGUUGAAGAGCCAGUCAACGGCGACGUAGAUGCUAUGGACAUUGACUCCGGGCCACCAUCAAACGCAAAGCCAGCUAAGAAAGGCACACGCACGGCGCCGUCGUCGCCGAAGCUGAACACAUCGGGUGUAGGUGCCAUGCCAAAUGGCUCUGCUACUGCGCCUUCUUCCGCUUCUACCGCAAAACCGCCUGGUGGAGGACUGAACAGUCUCGGUCCAGACAUGAUAAAUCCGGUUGUCCAGCCUCAAACUAACGGACUCUCUGGCAUGGGCUCCCUUGUAGACGCAAUCCCAUUCCCAUCCCAGGCUUCCAACUCACAUCCCGUCAAAGCCAACGCUGCAAAGAACCUCAAGUAUCCCGAAAUACCUUAUGCACCUGCCCCACCAGCCAAGGUAGAUUUGGACUCUGCAAAUUCCUAUUUCGACCGCAUGCGCACCUACGUCAAAGCAUACCGAAACUACUGCAAGAUCCUUACUGGCCACUUUGCCUCGCGAAGCAAUGAGAUGGAGGACCUAGACGAUAAUUUUAUCCACAACCGCGGCGAGACAACGAAGAAGCUUGGAUUCGCAAGUUAUCUGGCUAAGAUGGAGGAAGACGAGAGUGUCAUGGAGACAUGGAAGCUUGCACAGGAACGCCACAUUAUUGCGCUGCAACAGUGUGAGGAUGUGCGGAACAAGACUAUGAAGCUGUACCAGACCCUGCAGACCUGA